Seminavis robusta is the source of this 630-nucleotide messenger RNA. The record is from the annotation of a GenBank genome assembly. NCBI's taxonomy places the organism in Eukaryota, Bacillariophyta, Bacillariophyceae, Naviculales, Naviculaceae.
GUUGACAGUGAAUAGCCACCAAGGUAAGACGACUGUCGAUGAUGGUGUUGUCGUGGUCAAUGUAGAGCAGAAUUGGAUCGCUCAUCACAGUCUUCUAACGAUAGUUAUCCCCCUCCUCUUGUUCAGCGUCCUAUCCCUCUCUCUGCAGUAGCAUCCCAACAUGCCAACCCGAGCACAUAAGGCACGAAAAAAGAGGGGCCAUGUCUCCUGUGGUCACGGUCGUAUUGGAAAGCACCGUAAGCAUCCUGGUGGACGUGGUAAUGCUGGAGGUCAACAUCACCACCGCAUCUUGAUGGACAAGUAUCACCCUGGUUACUUUGGAAAAGUUGGUAUGCGUCAAUUCCAUGUCUUGAGGAACAGGAACUACACACCCACCAUCAACAUUGACAAAAUCUUCAAUGUUGCUGGCGAAGGAGUCUACGAGGCAGCCAAGAGCGGAGGCGGAAAGGCUCCCGUUGUCGAUCUGGUAUCAAAGGGAUAUUUCAAGCUCCUGGGCAAUGGACAAAUCAAGGUCCCCGUCAUUGUCAAGGCUAAAUACUUCUCCAAAUUGGCAGAGCGAAAGAUCAAGGAGGCUGGUGGCGCUUGUCUGCUUGUUGCUUAAGUAAAGAUGAUUAGGUACUGUUGGUUCAC